Trichoderma reesei QM6a is the source of this 1800-nucleotide messenger RNA. RefSeq lists its product as uncharacterized. Gene Ontology annotation, molecular function: chitin synthase activity. Gene Ontology annotation, cellular component: cell periphery; cell septum. The transcript is spliced from 2 exons. The record is from RefSeq and is a predicted model, not a curated record. The annotation marks the transcript as partial. Lineage: Eukaryota; Fungi; Ascomycota; Sordariomycetes; Hypocreales; Hypocreaceae.
UCCGUCAUCCGCAACAUCAACGGCAGCUUUGUCCCGGGAACCCAGACGCCUCAGUCUCAGGACUCUCUCGGCAUCGUCUCUGCGUCUUCAUUCUCUUCCUCCAUCCAGCAGGAAGAAGCCAAGCUGCGAUGGGACUCGGACUUUGAGCUCAAGAAAGUGUCCAAGUCGCUCCUCAUGCUUCAGAAAUGGCUUCUCAUCAUCGGCCUCCUCUGCAUCAACGGCCUCCUCAUUUUUCUGGCAUUGAGAUUCCACCAGCUGUACUACCUCUUCAUUGUCCUCCUCAGUUCAAACACCAUGCUCCAGGCUUUGAUGAUGGUCGCCAUCAUCAUCAUGGUGACCCUCAGGCGCUGCGUCCCCUGCUACUUUGGCCGAAAGGAAAUCAUCCCAGAAGAGCCCGAGAAGCUGGUGCUUCUGCUGCCCUGCUACAACGAGACACGCGACGAAUUGACCCGCUCUCUUGACUCUCUGGUGGACCAAAAGGAAAUCGGCGCUCAUCCCAAGGUCAUCUUCAUCGUCGUCGAUGGCAACGUCCGCGGCCCCAACAUGGAAAAGACCACCCAGGAAUAUCUCCUCGAGGACAUCCUCGGACCCGGCCAGUACCGUCACUUCGAGAAUGGUUACCGCGCCAGAGACGGCCUCUUCAUGCCUGUCAAGGUCCAGUCGGGCUGGUACAAGGGCCUCCCCUACGUCUUCGUCGGUAAGAGCUACAACCAGGGCAAGCGGGACAGCCUGUGCUUUGCCCGCUCGUUCCUGUACCACUUCAAGCAGCGCUCGGAAAACGUCAAGACCAUGUUCAACAACGUUCUCUACGAGUACAUUGGCAGCGUUUUUGUCCAAUUCGGCCUCGACACUGUGGACUUUCUCGUAGGCAUGGACGCCGACACCGUCUUUGACCAAUUCUGCGUCAUCGAAAUGCUCCACGAGAUCCGCUCCAACCCCAGGCUUGUCGGUGUCUGUGGCCACGUCUGCGUCGACUUUGAUGGCAAGCCCUUCAACCCUUGGUCUCUCUACCAGUCUGUCGAGUACUCCCAGACUCAGGGCCUGCGCCGCAUGUUCCAGUCUCGCGUCACCGGCAAGGUCAACUGCCUCCCCGGCUGCUGCCAGCUGAUCCGCGUCGACGAGUCUACCUUUGGCGACCAGGUCCUUCGUGAUCGCUUCGGAUACUGCCCCAAGCCCAACGACGUGAUGACCCAGCACAUCAUGGGCAACUACUCCGAGGACAGCAUCCACGCCUCCAUCAUCUUCAGCCUGUUCCCGAAGAAGCAGACCGCUCAGGCCCUCCGCGCCAAGGCAUUUACCAUUGUGCCCCAGAACAUGAAGGUCUUCUUGUCGCAGCGCAAGCGCUGGGCCCUCGGUAGCAUCUCCAACGAGUUUGUCAUGCUCUUCAGGCCCGGCAUCAUCUUUGUCGAGCGAGUCCAGAGUUUCGUCGCUGUCGUUACUUGGGCCAUUACACCAUUCAUCAUGGCUGCUGUAAUCGAGCUCAUUAGACUGUUUAUCAAGAGAGGCGGCACCGUGUUCAAGGAUCCCGUUUUUGUUGGUCUUAUGUCUGUCUUGUUUGCUCGCUACUUCUAUUCAUUCUGUGUUGGCUUCUGGCUCCCCCGCAACAUGAUGGAGCGUGCCCAGUAUUUUGUUGGUUUCUUCCUUCACUUUCUCCUCUCACCUUUCAUGAAUAUAAUCAUAAUGGUCUAUUCCCUCUUUAACUCGGAUGAUUUCAAAUGGGGCAAGACCCGAGAGGUCGUUGGCGAGGAUGAUGACGCUGAAAAGGGGGCUCUGGUAAACAGAGCUCCUGUCGCUCAUUGA